Molecule: messenger RNA, 300 nt
Organism: Prunus armeniaca (apricot)
Lineage: Eukaryota; Viridiplantae; Streptophyta; Magnoliopsida; Rosales; Rosaceae
Source: the annotation of a GenBank genome assembly
AUGGACUCGGAGUUUCCUCCUGCAACUGCUCUAGCGCAGGCAGGCGGGGGUCUUGCGUUAUAUGGAUACAAAAGGGGUACUUUUAAAAUUCCACGUCUAUCAAUUGGGGAGUUGACAGAUCCACUGUUGAGGAACCUCAUUGCCUUUGAGCAAUGCUACUAUCACCAUUCACAUGAAAUAACGUCUUAUGCAUUCUUGAUGAAUAAACUCGUCGCUUCAAGCAAGAACAUGGAGUUUCUUUGCGAGAAACGGAUCAUAGAUAACUGGUUGAACGCUGAAGAUGGCGCCAAACUACUUUAG